Daucus carota subsp. sativus is the source of this 1145-nucleotide messenger RNA. Its product is annotated as probable 6-phosphogluconolactonase 4, chloroplastic. The transcript is spliced from 3 exons. Lineage: Eukaryota; Viridiplantae; Streptophyta; Magnoliopsida; Apiales; Apiaceae. Gene Ontology annotation, biological process: pentose-phosphate shunt; carbohydrate metabolic process. Gene Ontology annotation, molecular function: 6-phosphogluconolactonase activity. The record is from RefSeq and is a predicted model, not a curated record. Bases 94 to 1044 code for a protein of 316 amino acids.
CACAUAAAAGUGCAACUUUAGCAGGUAAAAUUUUGUCAGGAACCCAAUUCUGCACAUUAAUAGGGUGUAUAUAUCCAUGAUUACUGAACUUCCAUGAGCAGGCGUCUUUUCGGAAAACCUGGCAACUUUGCAGAAGUGCAGUACUCAACAGCUAAGAUGAGAACUAAUAAUGUGAUACAAAAGAAGUUGCUCUCCGAGGAAGAAGUUUCUGUGGAAUUGGCGCAGUAUGUUAUAUACCUGUCCGACAAAUGUAUCAAGGCUAAAGACUCUUUCACUGUUGUUCUAUCAGGAGGAACUCUGAUCCAUACAAUGAGGAAAUUAGUGGAGAAGCCAAACGCUGACUGCGUUGAUUGGUCAAAGUGGUUUGUUUUUUGGUUGGAUGAAAGGGUUGUUUCUCUGGAGGACCCUGACAGCAAUUAUAAACUGGCUUAUGAUGGUUUCCUUUCCAAGGUACCAAUCCCCGAUGGCAAUAUAUUUGCCAUCGAUGAUGAAUUAUCAACAGAGGAAGCAGCUGAGGAAUACGAGGCCCGUCUGAGAGUUCUUGUUGACAACAGAACCAUAGGCCUGUCAAGUUGUACUGGUUUUCCAAAAUUUGAUCUGGUACUACUUGGCAUGGGACCAGACGGACAUGUAGCCUCUCUAUUUCCUUGGCUUUAUCAACGAUAUGAAGAGGAGCGUUGGGUGACUUUUGUCAAAGACUCACCAAAACCACCCUCAUCAAGAAUUACAAUGACCUUUCCGGUGAUAAACUCAUCUUCAGAAUGUGCACUUGUCGUCACAGGGAAACAAGUAGCUUAUGCAGUGAAAGUGGCUUUGGCUUCUCGAGAGUCUAACUUUAUUCCUCUACCUGUUGAAAUGGUGUAUCCUGAAGGAAACUUGACAUGGUUUCUGGACAAAGAUGCCCUGUCCCAGCUAUCAAAUAUCAACGAUCACUCUUACAACAGCCUGUUUCUUGGACUUGGCUUUCUGGUACUUAUCAUCACUUGUUUACUCUACUACUUCCCUUGUAUUCAUAUUUUUCUGGCUUUGUUAAAACAACAGUAAUGAACUAUGUAAGUCCGGUUCUGAUUCUAUCAGACAUGUAAGACAUUGUCAUGUCUUUUACGUAUAAAAUAUGAUGAAUAAAAGGGCUUCUCAUUUGCAGA